GCAACCAGCCCACACCCGCUGCUCCCCACCGGCCCACCCCACUCCACUCCGCUCCACUAACCAACGCCCAGGGUUUUUAAUAAUCCCGCCACAACCCAACCACUCCGACCGCUUUUCCCCCGCGCGUUUCAAAAUCAGCGAGGCCGCGAGGGCAGCGGUAACACCGUGGGAUUAAUCAUCAAUCAACCAGGCAGGUACUCGUAAGCUGAUGGGGGUAAAGCAGGGGGAUUAGUGAGGACCUCGUUUGAAGCCGGGUAUAAAAGCCGCGAGGCUAGCAAAGGCGACCUCGCGAGGAAAAACUACCUGGGCCGCCACCGCCACAGCCCCGCCCCGCCCCGCCCCCGCCUCCCGAGCUGAGCGAGCGACUCAGCAAGCGCGCAACGGAACCAGCCGCCGCGGCGCGCCAUGGCGCCGUUCCAGAUGCGUUUCGGGCUCCAGAUCUCUCCCGCGCGCUCCGACGACGACGAGGAGGAGGACGACGACGACGACAACGAGGAGGAGUAUGACGAGAUGGCGAGCGAGGGGACGGCCUCGCCGCCGAUGAUGCUCCGGCCAGGGAGGGGAGGGGGAGGGCUGGUGAGCGCCGUCGUGGGCGCGCUGCGGAGGUCGCUGGUGAUGUGCAGCGCUGGCGCCGUGGAUAUCGACGACGACGACGACGAGGAGGAGGGCGGGAUCGAGAUCGGGCGGCCCACGGACGUGCACCACGUCUCGCACGUCACCUUCGACCGCUUUGGUGGCUUCCUCGGCCUCCCCGCGGACCUCGAACCCGAAGUGCCGCGGCGCACGCCGAGUGCCAGGUCAAAUUCUACAUGCAGUGUAAGCGUAUUUGGGGUUUCACCUACCUCUCUGCAAUGUUCAUAUGAUCCAAGAGGAAACAGUGUGCCCACAAUAUUGCUAAUGAUGCAGAGGAAGUUAUAUGAUCGCGGAGGACUUAAGGUUGAAGGGAUCUUUAGGAUUAAUGCAGAAAAUAGCCAGGAAGUCUAUGUGAGGGACCAAUUAAACAGUGGAGUGGUUCCAAAUGAAGUUGACUUGCACUGCCUUGCCGGGUUGAUAAAGGCAUGGUUUCGGGAGCUUCCUUCAGGUGUAUUGGAUGCACUGACACCAGAACAAGUGAUGCACUGCAACACGGAAGGGGGGUGCGCUCUCCUUGCUUCUAUGCUACCACCAGUGGAAGCAGCAUUACUUGACUGGGCAAUUAAUCUGAUGGCCGAUGUUGUAGAGCAAGAAAACUACAACAAGAUGAACGCCCGGAACAUCGCGAUGGUUUUUGCGCCCAAUAUGACUCAGAUGGCCGAUCCGUUAACUGCCCUGAUACAUGCGGUUCAGGUGAUGAAUUUCCUCAAGACCUUAAUCUUGAAGACUCUAAAGGAACGAAACAAAAAGGAUGAGGCACUUGAGGCGUUGCAACCAUGCUCCAGCUCUCCAAAUGACCAAGACGAACAUCAGGUGUCCGAGCAUUUGGAGAAACCUUCAGUUCUGCCAAAUCAAAAAGGCUUCGGUUUCCACAUGAAUGAUAGUGCCACUCCUGUUCAAGUCCUUGGAGCUGAGAAAACUCUCCAUCAUCACUCACAAAUCCGUUCUCACGAGCCAAAAAAGUUUGGAACCGAUAUGGACCACAAGAAAAGACAGAGUGAUGCCUCCUCUCUCCUCGGCAGCGAUUCGAGCAACCGAUUCAACAGUUCUGGGAGAGAAUUCGGUAGCAGAAAUGGCGCGUCCGACAGAUUUAGUUUUAGGAAAGGGGUGGAGAGGCUUUGCAGGCAUCCCGUGUUUCAGUUGAAUAGGUCCAUGAAGAAGUCUACAGAUGCCGUGGUCUUCGAUGCCCCCCGAGAAACAAGACAGGCUUGGGUGUGAUACAAUAACGACAUUGUAUGUAUUAUGUAGUUCUGUUUCCACCUGUGUUUCAGCUGAUAAGCCGUUCCCACUAGUCUGUGUGAGUAGAAUCGGUUAGCCUCUUAGGUGUUACAAAAUCGAGGUUAUUUGGAGUGUACAUUAUCGCAGUUUACUCUUCCGACGAAAGUGUCAGGAGAAGUAGUACACACUGUACACUAGCACUUGGCUUCUGCGGAACGAACGAAAGCGAGAGUGAACUCAGGCUCCAUGGCUGCGCGCUGCGUACCUCGAGCGUUAGUGACCCCUUGAUAUUAUAACCUUGCACCUUGCUGAUAUUUUGUAACAGUAUCGGCUUGUACAACAACUAUGUACGCUGGUGUUCCCAACUUGUAUAGAUGCCUGAGACUGCUAGGCGUGGUCCUCGGUA
Zea mays is the source of this 2257-nucleotide messenger RNA. RefSeq names its product Rho GTPase-activating protein 3. Bases 406 to 1851 code for a protein of 481 amino acids. The record is from RefSeq and is a predicted model, not a curated record. The transcript is spliced from 5 exons. Lineage: Eukaryota; Viridiplantae; Streptophyta; Magnoliopsida; Poales; Poaceae. Gene Ontology annotation, biological process: signal transduction. Gene Ontology annotation, molecular function: GTPase activator activity.